UUUAACUUGUGCAAGCAUUCGAUCGGUGGUCACAAAGUACUUAAAAUAUCUACAGUGUAGUUGGACGAUUAAGAUGUCUCUCGACCAGGUACUGCAGAUAUCUUCUUUUUUUUCUGAUCGCGACGAUUCACGCAUAAAGAGUGCAAGAGUGCAUUAUCAAUGUUAUCAAUUUGAAGCGGCUGCCGAAGCUGUAAAGGCGCUCACAAAACGCCCUACUGACGAGGAGCUUUUGGAGCUUUACGCCUUGUUUAAACAAGCUACAGUUGGUGAUAAUAACACAUCCAAACCUGGUAUGCUGGAUUUAAAAGGGAAAGCCAAAUGGGAAGCCUGGAACAAGAAGAAGAGCACUUCACAAGAAGUGGCGAAGCAAGCCUAUGUCGAUUAUGCCAAUAAACUGAUAGCAAAAUAUAAGUAAUUUUGUCUACCAUGGUUGGUAGUUGCGUUCCUGCUGUAGUAAAUAAAAAAAAUGUAUUUUCAUAUUUUCUUAAGUAGCACCUUGCUAUUUAUAUUGAUAAAUUAAACGCAUUGCAAUUUUCACUACA
Messenger RNA from Wasmannia auropunctata (little fire ant), 542 nucleotides. RefSeq names its product acyl-CoA-binding protein homolog. The transcript is spliced from 3 exons. Lineage: Eukaryota; Metazoa; Arthropoda; Insecta; Hymenoptera; Formicidae. Gene Ontology annotation, molecular function: long-chain fatty acyl-CoA binding. The record is from RefSeq and is a predicted model, not a curated record. Bases 74 to 415 code for a protein of 113 amino acids. Gene Ontology annotation, biological process: fatty acid metabolic process.